Camellia sinensis is the source of this 1156-nucleotide messenger RNA. The record is from RefSeq and is a predicted model, not a curated record. NCBI's taxonomy places the organism in Eukaryota, Viridiplantae, Streptophyta, Magnoliopsida, Ericales, Theaceae.
AUAAACCAAAAAAAAAAAAAUUUGAAAAGAAUGAAAAAAUGAAAAGACAAGAAAUGGAGGGUUAAGGCAUGGCAUGGUAUGGUAUGGUAUAUGGUAUAUACCAUGUAUUGUAUCAAUCAAAAUGACAAGGGUAUGGGGAAGGGAAUGGGAUGGCCGACCAUUUAAAGAAUUUAUUUAUUUAUUUCUUUUUCUUGGUAAGGAAGAAAGGAUGGGAAAUGAGAGUAAAAAUAUCUUUUCAAAAGAGAUGAAUAAAAUAAUGAGGUGAAGACAAAAAGAGUUAAAAUAAAUACAGAAAUAUAAGAAAGUACGUUAAAUUCUCAUAUAAAAUCUCACUACCAAACUGCUAUCUUAAAUAAUAAAUUACGAAUUCUUCUCAUUAAAAUAUUUAUACUUAAAAAAUACGGGAUUUUACAAACUAUGUUGUUGACCAUCUUAUUUUUCAUAGAGUGAUGACAUAUAACAUGGUGAUUGUAGCAUUACUUGUUUGGGUUUACUAGAAAAUGAGUUUCUUGAGAACUCUUUUUGUCUCUGUUGCUUCUGCCAGUGACCAAUCUUGUGAAUUGUUCAAUAGUCCUCAAGGAUCAAGCAACGCUGUCAGCAAUGGUGAUACUUUUGGAACUGGAAUCAAAUUAAAGACUUGCCUAACUCGUAAUCAACCUAGUUCCAAAAGCCUGAGGCAGCAAGGAAAUGCACCGAGAAAAGUAUUCCGGCUGAAGAAGAAACUUCAAGUUCCAUCGUUUUACCGCAGCAAUUUUAGAGAUCUGAGCUACAAGGAACAAAACCAUGAAGCAGAAUUAGUAGUGGCGAAGGCUGAAGAAAAGGAAAGUGUCAGUGCUGAUCCAGCUGCUAUUGUAGACGAGGGCCAGGAUACAUCCCUUACUAAGUCCAAUAAUGUCACAAAGUUGCUCAAGAACCGGCUUGGAAUGUGAAAUCCAGAAGGGAUUUUCCAAGAGGCGGUGACAAAGAGGUUACCUGAGUCUUUGUAGGCUCCUCUAGCAUCGCACUCCAUUUUCUCAUCUAGGCAUAUACUUGGUGUACUUUUGACUCUAGGUUUACCCAUUGUUAUUGUGGGUUUAUUGAGAUAUCUUGAGUUUUGAAGUUAAUUAGAGAAGAGAGCUUGUUGUGUGUAUAAUUUUGACCCCCUAGUUAAUGUCUU